AUGAGGACGAUAAUACAGGAUGAUUGUUUGAAGACUCCCAUAGCACUAUCACCAUCGUUGUUGCUAUUACGUUGUUGGCUCCUACGUGUUAUUCGUCUGAUUUUCAGCGAGCUGCAAAGGGGAAGCGAGAAGGCACAACAAUUUGCCGCCUAUGUAUUUGACUUGCGCAUGUUCCGGCUUGUGUCCAGAGACAUAACAAACUUCGACAAUAUGUUACUUUGGUUCCAAUCCUGCCAGCGGUUCCUGAGCCUCAUACUACCAAACAAGGGGACACACCCCACCCAACUGGUCCCUGGUUCUGUGCUGGCGUUUGCGGACCAAUCUGCGUCAUGGACGUCACCUUAG
Histoplasma capsulatum G186AR is the source of this 345-nucleotide messenger RNA. RefSeq lists its product as uncharacterized. The record is from RefSeq and is a predicted model, not a curated record. The transcript has a single exon. Lineage: Eukaryota; Fungi; Ascomycota; Eurotiomycetes; Onygenales; Ajellomycetaceae. The coding region runs from base 1 to 345 and encodes 114 amino acids.